UAUAGGGUUUACAGCCCCAGCAGCAAAGCCAAGAAGCCGCGUCCCCAGCCCCGGGAAUAACCGAAGGCUGAAUUCACCGGCACGGAGUGAGGGAUCUGCCCCGUCCCCCUCCUUCCCCUUGACGCGUACCCCGCAAGAGCUGCUGCUGCGCCAAGGCAUGGCUGAGGGGUGGCCGAGCUGCCUGCAGGCAGCGAAGGACAGAAGGCAGACAGGCAGCAUGAGGUACUCGGAACUGGACGACAGCCUGACCAGCCUCAUGUGGCUGCAGGACUUCUCAAUCAUCAACGCCAGCAUGGGCAAGUCCUCCUACUGCCCCAGCGGCCCGGACCCUCACGACUGUCACAGGAUCCCCAGCUUUGCCGCCCCGUGCUCGCCCCUGGCCGCCGACCCGGCGUGCAUGGGCAUGCCCCACACUCCCUGCAAGCCCAUCUCCUCUUCCACCUCGAGGACGGCACACCACUCCGUGGCCAUGCACCCUCAGCUCACUGAGGACAUCGACUACAAGACCAACCCGCACAUCAAGCCGCCUUAUUCCUACGCCACCCUCAUCUGCAUGGCGAUGGAAGCCAGCAAGAAGCCCAAAAUCACCCUCGCCGCCAUCUACAAGUGGAUUACCGACAACUUCUGCUACUUCCGACAUGCUGAUCCCACCUGGCAGAACUCUAUCCGGCACAACCUCUCCUUGAACAAGUGCUUCAUCAAGGUGCCCCGGGAGAAGGGUGAGCCAGGGAAAGGUGGGUUUUGGAAGCUUGACCCCCAAUACGCCGACCGUCUCAAGAAUGGUGCCUUCAAAAAGCGGAAGAUGCCCCCAGUGCAGAUCCACCCGGCCUUCACCAAAACAGCCCAGCAAGAAGCACGGUGUGUCACCAGCCCGUCCUCUUUGGCUUGUACCUCCAAUAACAUCCUCAACGUCAACACAGAGUCACAGCAGCUGCUGAAAGAGUUUGAAGAAGUCACCAGUGACCAGAACUGGAAUCCAGUGGAUGGCAAAGCAGGGCAGAAGCGCAAGCAGCCCUCACCCAACCGAACGGCCAAGGUGUCUCGGCUUUCCAACUCUGCCUUGCUGACCCAGGAAGAGCAGACCGAGCUGGGAUCGCUGAAAGGUGACUUUGACUGGGAAGCCAUCUUCAACACCAACCUGAACGGAGACUUCUCCACUUUUGAGGAUCUGGAGCUCACGCCUCCCAUCAGCCCCGUGACACGUGACCUGGACUUGACAGUACACGGGCACCACAUCGACUGUCCCCAGGAGCAGGAGCAGGUCCUCUCUGAAUCCAACCAGAACAACCUGGACUUUGACGAAACCCUCAUGGCCACUUCUUUCCUGCAGCAUGCCUGGGACGAAGGCACAAACGAUUACCUCUCCAACUCCGUCAACGUGGAGCAGUUGUUUGAACUCAAUGACGCCUCUUUGCCAGCAGACAUGAGCGACUGGGGCAGUUUGGCGUCACUCUUAUAAGAUGCCAGUCACCAUUCAAAGGCCACACAGACUUUAGUAGGAUGCUCCCCCCCAUGCUGCUUGGACUUACAAGGGACUUACAAGAUUUUCUAGAGACAGAGACAUCCACAGCGACUUUUGCCGGCUUCAUCGUAAGAUUAUUCACAGAAACACUGGGGGGAGAAAAAAACACCACCACAGGCACUGCUUGAUAUAUCAUUAGAGGAUACAUCAGAAUUCCAUGAGUUUCCUUAUGAGAAGAAAUAUAACACUACUUAUUUUUUUACUUUUAAAGGAAGAAAUGUGAACUAUCAUAAUUUUUUUUUUCCAUGGAAAUGGACAUGGCAUAUGUUCUUUCAGGGCUAAAGGAGAGCACCUGCUAAAUCCCAUCCAAGACAUCAGAUUCCUGGUGGCUUAGGACUCGAUAGACUAAGUGCAAUUUCCUCACCCCUUCGUCUCUCCAUUUCUCUCUCUCUCUUUCCUUGUUCUGUCUAGGUUAGUUGGUAGGCAUAGUGUGAUAAUUAGCUAGCAAGCAAAUAGAGGUCCCUUCUGGAUUCUCUGAGUUCAACCUCCCUCCUGACUUGUGCCUAGGGAUGAAGAAAAGGUUUAUAAAUUCAGCAUCUGCCUCUUUAGAUGUUUUUAUAUAAUCUAUUAUAUAUGAUAUAUUCAAAGAAACCUAUAUUUUUAGCACUAGAAUUUCUUAAUAGUGGGGGGAUAGGGGAAAUGCAGUUUGGGAGUUGUUUUAUAUUUUCACUGUUUAAAGGCUUGUGUUCAUUGUUCUGUAAACCAAGACCACGCGAGGGAGUAUUCCUGCAGCAGCAGCAACAGGUUUCGUUAAGGAUCCAGGAACUGGCCCUGGCAGAAGAGGAGCAGCAGGGACCAGGGCACUCUCAGAACUGGCUUUUGUAUUUUUUUUGUACUCAGAAUCCUCAUUGCAGUUGCCGAAGGGUCUAGACCACCAUAAACCCUCUCUGUCUUUCACCAGCUGACAUAGUCCUUCUCUGUUUUGUUUUGUUUUGUUUUCUUUUGGUCUGAGGCUGUUGCUCUCUACUUCUUUUGCUCAUCCAUCAGGCUCCAAGUGGCUGCCAGGGCAACCCUGAUUAAAGAUGUGAUUUUGGAGAGGAAAACACUGUGGCAUGGCCAUGAGCUGGUGGCGAUCAGGUCACUCCACGUCGAAUGCUCCCAGGUGGGACUGAGGAAGAAAGAAAUCCACAUUCAGGCUCCAUCCAGGAGCUCAAGCCAAAGACUAUACGCGCAACAGGCUCGGGGGACAGCAGCGGAGAAGGAGUCCCAUCCAGCCAGGAGCAGCUCGUUAGCCAGGAGAGCCACCAGCACUGACAGAAACUGAAGCUUUGGCCCUUUGGCUCAGUACGUAGCGAGAGCGUGGCAGGAUCUCUGCAAAGUAGCCCAGAAACGUUUCAGGAGCGGGGCCAAACUCUGCCGAAACUUGACUUGAAGCUCUCAAGAUCUGGAUUCUUCACCUCUCCUUCGCUGUAGGUUAUUAGAGAUAGAGUAGCCAUUAGGUAGGAGUAAGUAGAAGCUGUAACUUUAGUGGUGUGUCUUAGACUUGCCGAAAAAUGGAAGAUUGUAAAGAGUUUCUUUUUUGGUUACAAAAGCACUUAGGACUUUUAAUGUGAGCAAUAUAAUUUAGCGAGAGUAUAGUUGUAGUGUAAGAAUCAAUAAACAAGCCUUUAAAAAGAAUAAUAUCAAUUACCCAUGGAGUAAUUUGCACCCAAAUUUGGUGAGAGGGUUGGAGCUGUGGAGGUGGGAGCACAAGUCCCGCAUUUCCCCAGUAAAGCAUGGGGCAGGCUGAGAACCAACAUCUUCAGCUCAUGCAAGCAGCAGAGCUGGGGCCACUGCUUUGCCCAGGUGCCAGCGUCUGAAGUCCCCUGGGCUGUCACCGCAUGGCUGGGGCUGGUGUCCCAGGGCCAGGGAGCGAGGGCCAUGUCUCUGGGGAGCUUUGGGGAUCAACCUAGAUGUUUAUAACUGUAUUGCUGAUGCCUCUUUUUAUUUGUUGUUUUUGUUAUAUUUUCCUGUUUGGGGGCCUCUACACUGAUGCUGAAGAACU
Chroicocephalus ridibundus (black-headed gull) is the source of this 3506-nucleotide messenger RNA. RefSeq names its product forkhead box J1 (gene FOXJ1). Gene Ontology annotation, cellular component: nucleus. NCBI's taxonomy places the organism in Eukaryota, Metazoa, Chordata, Aves, Charadriiformes, Laridae. The transcript is spliced from 3 exons. Gene Ontology annotation, molecular function: RNA polymerase II cis-regulatory region sequence-specific DNA binding; DNA-binding transcription factor activity, RNA polymerase II-specific. Gene Ontology annotation, biological process: regulation of transcription by RNA polymerase II. The record is from RefSeq and is a predicted model, not a curated record. Bases 158 to 1459 code for a protein of 433 amino acids.